CUCUUCAAGAGGCACAUUUUCUUGUGCAGUUAAAAGCCACAAACGUCUUCAAUCUACAGAAGUUUGUGUUCAGGAUAAAAACUGCUGGAGAGUGAAUUAUGUCAGCAGGAGAAUCUGUGCUCUGGAAGGAUCUUCAGUCAACAUCACAAGUGAAUACUCACAUCCUGAUAACAUGAAGCCAGAGUUCAAAUGUUGGAGUAAAAAAUGGAGAAAAGAUAAAGUGGAAGUUGAAGAGCUGAUUGAGGCUGCAGGUCGUGUGGAAUAUCAGGACAACAUGAAGAACCAACACAUCCUGACCAUCAACAACCUGAAGAAGAAUGACUCAGGAGGAUACACAUUCAGAUUCAAGAGAGAUCAUGAAAGAUGGACACAGUCUGAUCUGCCUGGAGUCUUUUUGAUUGUCACAGAGCUGAGAGUGAAGAUGAGUCCUUCUGCAGUGGUGACAGAGGGUCAGAGAGUCACACUGACCUGCAGCACCAGCUGUCCUCUGACUGACAACACAAACUACAUUUGGUACUUGAACAGUCGACCUCUGACCCCGAGAGAGAACCAGAUCAAGCAUCUGAUCCUAGACCCAGUCAGCAGGGAGGAUGCAGGAAGCUACUCCUGUGCUGUGAAAACCAACAAAGAUAUCAGCUCUGCUCCAAAGACUCUCACUGUCCAAAGUAUCACAGGAAGGACACGAGGAGUUUCUGUAAUAGUUCUGGUUUCAAUAGUUCUCUUUUUCUUCUUUUUGAUUAGAAAAAAGAGGACUACGAGUCAGUCUUCCACAAACGAAACAUCAAACAACAUAGUGGAGCUAAAUCCUGAUCCUGCAUGUGAAGACGUCUUAGCUCAGCCACAGGUGGAGGAUGAAGUCCUCUACAGCAAAGUUCACUUCUUCAAAAACCACACAGAUCCUCUUUUUUCCACCAUAGAGACACUUCAGCCAAGAGAAGAGCAGCAUGCUGAUUAUGCUGCUGUGAAGUUUAGACAUGAAACGAGCUCUGAUGGAGAAUCUGUUGUCAUUUCAACAGAAACAGAUGACACUUAAAGACCUGCAGACGUACACUGCGGCGAACAAGCCUUUUAACAAACCUCUGCACCUCUCAUUUAAAUGUUUGUGCGUUGUACUUGAAUCUAUAUUUCACAUUAUUUAUACAU
Messenger RNA from Maylandia zebra (zebra mbuna), 1143 nucleotides. NCBI's taxonomy places the organism in Eukaryota, Metazoa, Chordata, Actinopteri, Cichliformes, Cichlidae. The record is from RefSeq and is a predicted model, not a curated record.